UCCUGUCAGUCACUCAGCAGGGGGGCAGGUGGCCCAGGUCAAAGGCAGCCCCCGGCCUAAGGUCACUGUUUCCCCCACUCAGCCAAACGUGACCUGUGACAGGUCAGAGAACGUGAAGCAAAAGCAGGAAAACGCAGUCCCUCGACCGCAGCUACGUGAGGGUGGACCACCGGCGGGGCGUGUGCUCUGACAGCUUGUUCAGGUACAUGUAUGAUGACUCUGAAGAUGAGGAGGAUGAUGAGGUGGGCUAUGCUGAUCCCGUCCAGGAUGAUCUCUAUGCCCGUAAGAUAGGCGGCAAACCCCAGCGGGCGAGCAGCUUGUCUUACAACACAUUCUUACCCAAGUUCUGGACGCCCGAAGAAGACGUUCAUAUACAGAAGAUCAAACUGGGCUCUCAGAGGAGACCCUGGUACAAGAAGAUGCAAGGCUUCAGCCGUCAGAAGUCCGGCUCUUCGUCUGACGACUCAGAGUGCAACAUCAGUCCUUGGUUCUCCUCUGCUCCCUCUUCUUCUGCAACAUCUCCCUCUCACUCCCACAAGCAUGAGGCACCAGCUCAAACCACCCUUGUUGUUGGGAAAAGUCCUCAUUUCCAAGCACACCCUACCCCAGUGCUCCCCAAGAUAGUGCCCCCUCUCUUAGAGAUCCCUCCACUGGUGUUUGCCCCCGUGGACCCCACCUCAGGUCCCAGACUGGUCAAAUGUAAGAAGUGGCCGCUCCUGGGGCGCGAAGACCCCAGAGAGCUGCCGGACCCUGUUGACUAUGAAAGCAUUGACCCAGACUUAGAGAACGAUGACAUGUUCACCAGACGGACCCUGUCUUUUCAGUCCAACAUGAACCUGGCCAUGUACAAGACUCGACUCCCUGCCAAGCGUAGACUCUACUCGUCCGAACCACAGCUCAAUAUUGUCAUACAACAACACCUUCAUAGGGACACCGAAGAAAACGAUUUUCCAGACAUCGAGCAGGACGAUGUUGUUUAUCGCAAGGAGAAAAUUCAGCAGGCUCAGGAGCAGCGAGCUCGCUCAGGAGCCCCAGACAACUUCGUCCCCAUGCACAUCCCAGAGCCCUGGGCCCUCCCUGCUGAACUCAGAGGCAGACUCCUCUGCCCUCCCUGCCCUCUGACCCGGGAAGCAACCAGUACUAAACAGGAUGAAGCUAGGAAGGAGGUGCAGUCAGAAAAGGAUGACAUGCUGGUUCGCAAGCUUCGAGAUUAUUCAGAUCACAGUCAGCAGAGAGGCCUGUUACCUGGUCACAUGACUCCCUCGGUGCCUUCCUCCUGUAGCGAAGGUGACCUUCAAAGGUGGCAGGCAAUUAGAGAAGCCUGUCAGCUGAGAUACAAGAGGAGGCUCUUAUUGGAGAGGCUGGUGGCGCUGAAGGUGUAGAAGCAGACUGUUGUAAAACUUCUUUUUUUUCAUGUGUCAUGUACCAUUUUAGACAAAUAACCCUUUUGUCAGAUGAUACAUCAUUAUUGAUUAAGAAUCAGUCAGAUGAGGAAGUUUUAUCCAGUCAUGCUUAUGUGUGAAAUUAAUAGCUACUUCUUUAUCUCACUGGAUCUCUUUUAAACAUUUUGUUCUAAGCCACAUAGGAGGAGAUGUGGAAACAUUUGCUGUAGAAAAACUUUAGAACGUUUACUUGGUUCUUGGCACGGGCUGGUAUGAGUGAAAGACCGAGUGAAAAUACAACAGUGAGAUGGUAUUUAUACAAAUGUUAUGCUUUUUAUGCAUAAAAUAAUCUAGUUGCUUAAGUUUGAACCAUAUUAGUAUUAUUAAUAUAUUUUUAUUACAGUUAUAGUGUUUGACAGAUAUUUAUUGGCUUUUAUUUUGAUACAGAGGCUUAAGCAAAAAUACAGGAAUAAACAUCAGCUAAAUUUGGCAAAUUUUUGCUGAACUGAUAAUAUUUUGUGCUUAUUGGGCAGUAUAUUGUGUGUUUUUGCCAUUUGCCUCUUUAAAGAGUAACACCAAUACAUUGAACUGAUAUUAACUGUUUAAUUAGUUGGCCAAUAAUGCAAUAUUUUUCCAAUGAUGUAAGAAAGUUUUAGGCCUAAUAACACAAUAACAUUUUGUCAAUAAUUAAGUUAUAACUUUAUUGCCAUCAUUAUAAGAAGAGACUGACCAUUAUUGGCUAUUAUAUAUAUAACAAAAAAAAUUAACACUGCACCAAUGAGGUAAUAACUUUUAUUUUAUUUUUGUCCUUGGCUCAAAAUACUAUCUUACAUUACUGAAAAGUGAUUAUGUUAUUGGCUUUAUUACAUUUAGAAUGGCUAAAAUUGCCAAGUUGUUUUGCUGGUACUAUGUUGUUGACAGUCAACUGUUUAACAGAUGUGCUGCUUGUUAGCAUACCAGUUGUUGUUUUAAAAUAGCCUUACCUUGUAAGAGACUGACUCUCCAGGUGUUUUUGUGACUAGAAAUAUUUCACACUGCCAAAUAUGUCCUUCUUGUAAGUGAGGUAAUCUAGCUGACCAGCAGUGUGCAGCAACAAGAAGGGGGGGGUCAGCGUGGCUUACUCUAUGCUCUGUACAGCCAGGCAACACUCUGGCAUCUUAAUAAAAGGAAUUUAAACCCAAUCCAUUGUAUGAGGGAAGAUUUUAACGGCUGCCUUGAUACCCGUGGCUAGUUUCAAAACGCUUUCUCCUCUAUUAUUAAGUACAAAUGGCUUAAUAUUCUGAUGUAUUGAAAAACGUUGUUGUAUCUUGAUUCAGAGGUACAUGGUAUUUACUUUCAGUUUGGACGUCUUGGUUGUGCAAUAAACUUUACUGCUUCUGUGUGGUGUGAUUCAUGAGCAAACCCCAACAUAUCUCCUUGACCAAAAAGGAUUAAAUAAGUCAUGUGCCAAACUGAUCCAAAUAGUGUCAUCUUUAGUUUGUUUUCUUGGAAGUCUGAGUUUGUCUGGGAAUUGUAAAUGUAUAUAUCGAUUUUUAAUAAAGAAGAACGAACAACUUCAUGACUUUGCAUUGGAAUAAGUUGAAUACAAUAACUCCAUAAAUCUGA
Molecule: messenger RNA, 2987 nt
Organism: Girardinichthys multiradiatus
Lineage: Eukaryota; Metazoa; Chordata; Actinopteri; Cyprinodontiformes; Goodeidae
Product: LIM domain only protein 7-like
Exons: 4
Coding region: 207-1382 (391 amino acids)
Biological process (GO): regulation of cell adhesion; regulation of signaling
Source: RefSeq, a predicted model, not a curated record